UUGGUUGCGCGCACGCGUGUCUCGUCAGGUCGCAGCGUGUUUAGACAAUCAGGGUCUAAGUGUUGUUGGUCGGGUCGUUCUCUCGUGUCGCCGCGACGCUGCGCCCGCGCCGCCCGCGCUGCCCGCGCCGUCCGUGUCAUCGAUCGCAGUUGGUUGAACGAACCCUCAGCCGACGUCAAGCAUUACACGGACAGAGGACAGAGGACUGAGGCCCGUGAUCCUCUAAUUGUAACACCCUCUGAACACACAGGGACACGCGUACAGAUGGAUCAACACUGA
Molecule: messenger RNA, 279 nt
Organism: Danaus chrysippus (African queen)
Lineage: Eukaryota; Metazoa; Arthropoda; Insecta; Lepidoptera; Nymphalidae
Source: the annotation of a GenBank genome assembly